CUAGUAUAGUUUGACCGGUCAAGUAAUUUACACCAUCAUUUUUGGCACCGACCGUGGGACCGUUAAGGUUUUUUCUUUUCUAAACACAAACCUACCCACAAAAACACCACUCAAGAUGUCUUCCAGCCAGCAAAUCAACGCCACCCCUGCUCAGGUGCAAGCCACCACUGAAGGUACCAGCAUCCCCAUGGCUGUUACCCUGCCAACCGUUUCUGCUCCGGUUUUGCCAUUGGGGCUAAGCUCGGUUCCAACACCCUGCAUGGUCAGUCCAUUCACGGCUCCCGUCCCUUCCGAUGGACCGAGGGUCACUUUCCCACCAAGCAUGACCCAGUUCGUGAAUGACCCAGCCAACCUGCAGGCCAUCCAGGGCUUUGGCCAGACCUUGCGGAAUCGAGCCACCGAGUGGUUCAACAAGCUUCGCCCGGGAAGCAUUGACUCAUUCAGCGACUUGGCCUCGAAGUUCAAGGCCAAGUUCCAGGAGAACUGUACCAAGAGGAAGAAAUUCACCUAUCUUAGUACAGCCGGGCAGAGGGAAUCUGAGAACCUCACCCAAUUCCUUACCCGGUGGAAGGAGGAGGUAGACAAGGUUGAGGAGAUGGAUGACAAGACAGUGUUGUCCCUCCUCCUGAGUGGUUUGCGAGCUGGGGAACUUUACAAGGAGUUCUGCCGGAAACCCCCGGCCACGUAUCAGGAAGCGUACCAUACUGCAUGGGAGUUCACCGAGGGUGAGACUCAACUCCGGGCGAAGAAAGAAGCCGAGCAUGGUUACAAGCCCAAGCCGGUGCAAGUCAAGAAGGAAGAAGUGCCGGUACCCAGCCAGCCAAGGCACCACUAUGACCCGGUAGUCCGAGUGGUCAAUUCAGAAGAAUGCCAGGAGAUCAGGAAAGCACCGGUCAAUCCUCCGGACAAUCCUACCGGUCAAUCUGGGCGUCAGUGGUCGGGCACCUAUUGUUCAUACCACAGGUCAGAUUCCCAUAGCACUUCCGAAUGCAAGAGUGUUAAGGGGGUAAUCCGGCAGAUGAUAGACAGCGGAGAACUGGGCAAGGAUUAUCUGCAGAAAGCCCAGGAGAAGAACCAUCAAUGGGGCGGAGAUUCAGCCGCGCAGCGAAAAAACUGGGUUCGCAGUAUUUACGUGGGAGAGGUGAGUGCCGAACCGGCCAGGCGUAAGUACCCUAAGAGGGAGCCAAUAGUCUUCACUGACCGGGACCUCCCUCCUACCGGUGAAGAUCACAAUGAUCCAUUGGUCAUUACCAUGGACAUCAAUGGGGUGGACGUCGCACGGGUGCUUGUUGACACCGGCAGCAGUGUCAACAUUCUCUACCUGGAGACCUUCCAGAAACUCAGGUUGUGUCGGACACAACUUGAACCCCUUAAAACCCCUCUCUCAGGUUUCACGGGAGAUACGGUGGAAGCUGAAGGGUCCAUAGUUCUACCGGUCGAACUAGGAUCGGGCGAGAAGACCGUAUGGAAGAAGAUGCGAUUCAUUGUUGUGGACAUCAAAUGCGUCCACAACGCAAUCCUUGGAAGACCCGGCAUCAACAAGGUCGGUGCGGUGAUUUCCAUGUCACACCUGUGCAUGAAGUUCCAUACUCCGGGUGGUGUAGGAGGAGUAAAGGGUGACCAAAGGAAUGCCCGGGAGUGCUAUGCCCGGGCAGUCAAGAAAAUGACCAAGGGGGUCAACGUCAUCUCCCAGGAGAUCGCGAAGGGCGAAACUCGGGAGAAGCUGGAGCCUGAAGCGGAAACGGUGGAGAUCGAACUCCACCCGGGUGAUUCAUCAAGGAUGGUCCGAAUUGGGGCGAACCUCCCUGAAGAUCUCAAGGCGAAGAUCACGCGGGUCCUCCAAGAGUACGCGGGCAUAUUCGCCCGGAGCGUGGCGGAUAUGCCCGGGAUAGACCGCUCAAUCAUCUGCCACCGGCUGGCAGUGAGAGAUGGAAGUCGACCGGUACGCCAGAAGAAAAGGUACCUGGCCAGUGACCGGCGAGAUUUCGUCAAGAAGGAGGUGAAGGACCUCCUCAAUGCACCGGUCGACAAGCCUACCGAGCAGUGGUGGGAGAUGGCAGUAGACGGGGCGUCCGGUCCUAAAGGUUACGGGGGUGGUAUAGUCUUUACUACCCCGGAAGGAUUCAAAAUUUACCAUGCAAUCAUCUUCAACUUCAAGCUGACAAACAACGAGGCAGAAUACGAAGCUCUGGCUGGAGGGCUCAGACUUGCCCAAGCCCUGAAGAUCGACCGGGUCAGUAUCAAAUCUGAUUCCACUUUGAUCGUUGGACAAGUGACCGGUAACAUGGAAGCCAGAGAAGGGCGAAUGGCGCAAUACAAGGACCUGGUGCUUGCCUUGUUGAAAGGCUUUGAGGAAUUCAAGAUCGCCCAGAUCCCCCGGGCGGAAAAUGCAGAUGCAGACCUUCUCUCCAAAUUGACGCAGUAUGCUCCCGAGCAUGUUUCAAAACUUGCCCGGGUAGAAAUUCUUGAUCAUGCCAGCAUUGAAAAAUUGGAAGUAGCCGCUAUAGCAGAUGGGAGCCAGUCUGACCGGUCAAACUUGGUCGGUGCGAAUGACAACUAGAUGUAUGAUCUGAUGGAGUACUUGAUGGAUGGGACCUUGCCGGAGCAAGAUGACCGGGCAAGAAAAGUGAAGCUCAGGG
Molecule: messenger RNA, 2639 nt
Organism: Cuscuta campestris
Lineage: Eukaryota; Viridiplantae; Streptophyta; Magnoliopsida; Solanales; Convolvulaceae
Source: the annotation of a GenBank genome assembly